AUGGCACGGGAGCUGCCGCUGCCCUUGAAAGAGAGAGGCACGACCACUGAUUCAGGGCCAGAGAUGGAAGGUGACCUCUCCCGCGCCUCGACCGAGGGACUGAGGAGCUGCGAGCCCCCGGAGGGAGGCAAUGCCAGCAUGGAAGGAGCGAUGGGGCCAGCCUGGGUUGCCACUCCAGACCACAGCGGAGGAGGGAUUACAGGCCUGGAGCAGCAGGGCUGCACUGGAAGUACAUCGUCUCCUGGACUCACAAGCACCGCGGUUGAGCCCAAUCUCCCUGCACGUGAUGGGCAAGAACCCAAGUGCACUUCGGGAGUCACCAACACAAGCUUUGUUGGGGAUCCUCCACCCUAUUCUCCUCCAGACCCAAAGACUGCUCACUUGAUGUACCCACCUUUCCAGGCCAUCUCAGGACAAGUGCCCAUCAUGUACCAGCCAGGACCUUCGCAGCAGAAUUUUCCUCCUGGCUCCUUCCCAUACACUAUUUACAACGGGCUUCCUGCCAGCAGGCUUCCAGGAGCGGCAGACAGGAGGCGCCCGCCCAAAGAUUAUAUGGUGGAGUCGGUGCUGGUGACGAUUUUCUGCUGCUUAUUGACAGGGGUGAUCGCCCUUGUCUACUCCCAUGAGACACGAGCAGCCCUGAACAGAGGAGACCUGAUCCAAGCCAAGUUAGCAUCCAAAAAAGCCCGAUCCCUGGUUCUCUUCAGCCUGCUCUUUGGAGUGUUCGUGUGCAUCAGCUGGGUCAUCUAUGUAGUGGUGGUCCUUUAUCUAUGA
This is a messenger RNA of Emys orbicularis (European pond turtle), 774 nucleotides long. It is a transcript of the gene PRRT1B, whose product is annotated as proline rich transmembrane protein 1B. The coding region runs from base 1 to 774 and encodes 257 amino acids. Lineage: Eukaryota; Metazoa; Chordata; Testudines; Emydidae. The transcript has 5 exons. Gene Ontology annotation, cellular component: membrane. The record is from RefSeq and is a predicted model, not a curated record.